CUUCCUUCAUCUGAAUUGAAAUUUAUUGUUGACGCAUGACACACACACCUCAUUAGGGCGCUGGAGAAUAUUAUGUACACCGUCUAAUUUGAAUCCACUUUAGAUUAGACCUGGUAUGUAGUGGGAAUAAACACGUGCAUGUAACAAAGAGGUUACCGUGGAGAGCAGGAUGGACAGGAGGUCAGAUAUCUAUGAGAAUACAGAAGAUAAUCAUCCCGGAGAAUGUGUAUACGCAAACUGGGAGAAACAGAGGGACUCCUGCAUCCUAAAUGACCAGGAAUCCAAACAAUCAGACAAACCUGCAGGAAGCAGAUGCCCCACAUUGUUCGCAGUGUGUGUCUCUCUCCUUUGUGGCCUCCUGCUCAUCUGCAUCAUUGUGAUGUUUAUGAAACUCAACACCAUGGCAGGAGAACGAGACCAGAUGCUGAUCAGGUAUGACAACAUGACUACAGAGAAAAUCCAGCUUCAAUCCGAGAGAGACCAGCUUCAAUCCGAGAAAGUCCAGCUUCAAUCCGAGAAAUUCCAGCUUCAAUCCGAGAAAGUCCAGCUUCAAUCCAAGAGAGACCAGCUUGAAUCUGAGAGAGACAGUCUGAAUAAUUCCAUCCAGCAGUGUCUGAGGUAUUUCAUCACAUCCCAGAAGAAAAGCUGGAGUGACUCAAGACAAGACUGCAAGGCGAAAGGAGCCGACCUUGUGAUCAUCAGCAGCAAAGAAGAGCAGGAGUACCUCAGUAGACGUUUCCGUGGUGUUGAGGCUUGGAUCGGUCUGACCGACACUGAAGAAGAAGGAAAGUGGAUGUGGGUGGACCGCACACCGCUGAGCACCAAAUACUGGUGGGACGGGGAACCAAAUGAUUACAAGCAGGAGGAGGACUGUGCUGUCACUGGGAGCAAAUUUGCUAAAGCUGAAGUUCUCACCUGGGCUGAUUAUCCCUGCACUUUCCCUGUAUUCGGGCUUUGCAAGAAGAACUGAGUAGAAUCAUUGUGGAUACACCGAGUAGCCUGUUUGGUGAAGGUUAAAUUAAAGAUGUUUAAGAUUUUAUUUUAUAGAAAAUAAAGUGAAGGAAUUAUGAUAAAUAAAUUGUAAUACAGUAUGAAGAUCAGAAGAGGAAAAAAGAAGAAGGAGGUAAAUGCCACAUCAGCCGAUUUACAAUGUGCUUUAACUCAGAAAUGCCUGAACACCAUCGAGGGUUUCUUUUUCACAGCAUGAACUUUGGCUAAUUUUGUUAAGCGUGAAUAAAAUGUACAGAAUGUUCAGCAUUCUAUUUUUUCAA
Messenger RNA from Silurus meridionalis, 1271 nucleotides. RefSeq names its product CD209 antigen-like protein C. The record is from RefSeq and is a predicted model, not a curated record. Bases 170 to 970 code for a protein of 266 amino acids. Lineage: Eukaryota; Metazoa; Chordata; Actinopteri; Siluriformes; Siluridae. The transcript has 5 exons.